CCGUUUCCGGGGCGGGCCGGAAGUGAAGGGGGCGGGCCGGGCGGCGAUGGCGGCCGGCGGCGGCAGCGCGGCUCGGGCCGCGUUGUUGCUGCUGCUCGGGGCAGCGACGGCGCCAGGCCCGGCCCGGGGCUCGCAGGGUGACCGGGAGCCGCUGUACCGGGAGUGCCUGGGCCGUUGCGAGCGCCAGAACUGCUCGGGGGCGGCGCUGCGGCACUUCCGCGCCCGCCAGCCGCUCUACAUGGGCCUGACAGGCUGGACCUGCCGCGACGACUGCAAGUACGAGUGCAUGUGGCUGACGGUGCGGCUCUACAUGCAGGGCGGCCACAGGGUGCCCCAGUUCCACGGCAAGUGGCCGUUCUGGCGGUUCCUCUUCUUCCAGGAACCGGCCUCCGCCUUCGCCUCCUUCCUCAACGGCCUGGCCGGCUUCAUCAUGCUGCUGCGCUACAAAGCCACCGUCCCCCCCGCGUCCCCCAUGUACCCCACCUGCGUCGCCUUCGCCUGGGUCUCCUUAAACGCCUGGUUCUGGUCCACCGUUUUCCACACAAGGGACACGGCUGUGACGGAGAAACUGGACUAUUUCUGCGCCUCGGCUGUCGUCCUGCACUCUGUGUACCUCUGCGGCGUCAGGACGCUGGGGCUGCAGCGCCCGGCCUUAAUCAGCAUCCUCAGAGCCUUCCUCCUCCUCAUCCUCGCCGCCCACAUCUCCUACCUGACCCUCGUCCGCUUCGACUACGGCUACAACAUGGCAGCGAACGCGGCGAUCGGGCUGCUGAACGUGGCGUGGUGGCUGCGCUGGUGCGCGCGGACGCGGCUGCCGCACGGCUGGAAGUGCGCGGCCGUGGUGCUGCUGCUGCAGGCGCUGGCGCUGCUCGAGCUCCUCGACUUCCCCCCCUUGUUUUGGGUGCUGGACGCCCACGCGCUCUGGCACAUCGGCACCAUCCCCCUCAACGUCCUCUUCUACAGUUUCCUGACGGACGACAGCCUCUACCUCCUCAAGGCCAAGGCCGAGCUCUGCAAAGUGGACUAGAGCUACCGGGGGGGGGUCGCACAGCCCUUCGCCCCCCCCCGCGGUCCUGCCCGGUGCCAAGUGACCCCCCCUUGUCCCCCUCACUCACAAUCUCCUUCCCCCCGUUGCCUUCUGAGGUUUGAUGUUCUCUCUGCGUCCCCCGCCCCGUGCCCCCAUCUCCUCUCCCUGGGGUGUGGGGGAGCUGGGUCCCCCCCCCGCGGGUUGUGGGGGGGUGGGGGAAGCUGAGCCCCCCCACUCCCCCCCGUGUCGGUGCUGAGCCGUCCCUGCCGUGGAGCGCGGCAGCCGCGAGGUGGCAAUGGUGCCCCCCCCACCCUGAGCCACGGGGACACGGGGGGGGGACGGGGGUGGCGGGGGGGGGGCCUGUGUGCACAGAGUGGGGGGGUCGGACCCCCUGGAUUUUGCAGGGGGUGUGUGUGUGGGGCUGGAGGUGCCUUGGGGCUGGGGGUGGCCCCCCCUCCCUGCCAGAGGGGCUGUGCCCCCCCCGGGGAUGCGCCCCCUGCCCCCCCUUGCCUGGGUGUGUUUUGGGGUGUGAAUAAAGCUGUUUGAUCUGG
This is a messenger RNA of Columba livia (rock pigeon), 1578 nucleotides long. It is a transcript of the gene PGAP3, whose product is annotated as post-GPI attachment to proteins phospholipase 3. Gene Ontology annotation, cellular component: endoplasmic reticulum membrane. Gene Ontology annotation, biological process: GPI anchor biosynthetic process. Gene Ontology annotation, molecular function: hydrolase activity, acting on ester bonds. The record is from RefSeq and is a predicted model, not a curated record. NCBI's taxonomy places the organism in Eukaryota, Metazoa, Chordata, Aves, Columbiformes, Columbidae. The transcript is spliced from 8 exons. The coding region runs from base 47 to 1027 and encodes 326 amino acids.